AAUGAAGAUUACCAUACAACAUGAGGAAUAUAUGAACUUACUACUAAACAUCUGCAGUGUUAUUUAUAGGGGACAACAUUAGGGGUUCCCUGCAUUGCACAUAUACCACACUGACGAAGAGGAGGAGACAUCAGCAAGAAUCUCGUGGGAGUUCAGAUGUUUCUUCAUUCUUCACCACAACUGUUGAAUUGAUUUUUUAAAAAGAGCAACUGGUGAGUUUCUUGCCGGUUUCUUCUCAGCAGAACCUGCCUUCCGAACCGGUGGUAGAAUCUUUACAAAUAGUCAAGUGACAAGUGUCAAAAGUGCUUGUAAACUGAGCCUACUUGAAAUAAAAAAAAAUAAUAAAUUGUGGUGAAGAGUGAAGAAAAAAUGAAGAUUACCACACAACAUUAGGAAUAUAUGAACUUUCUACUAAAAAUCUGCAGUGUUAUUUAUAGGGGACAACAUUAGGAGCUGUCUGCAUUGUACAUAUACAACACUGAAGAAGAGGAGCAGACAUCAGCAAGAUUCUCUAGUGGGAAUUCAGAACUUUCUUCAUUCUUCACCACAACUGUUGCAUUAUCAGUUGUGGUGAAGAGUGAAAAAAGAAUGAAGAUUACCAUACAACAUUAGUAAUAUAUGAACUUACUACUAAAGAUCUGCAGUGUUAUUUAUAUGGGACAACAUUAAGAGCUGCCUGCAUUGUACAUAUACCACACUUAAGAAGAGGAGCAGACAUCAGCAAGAAUCUCUAGUGGGAGUUCAGAACUUUCUUCAUUCUUCACCACAACUGUUACAUUAUCAGUUGUGGUGAAGAGUGAAAAAAGAAUGAAGAUUACCAUACAACAUUAGGAAUAUAUGAACUUACUACUAAACUUCUGCAGUGUUAUUUAUAGGGGACAACAUUAUUAGCUAUCUGAUUUAUACAUAUACCACACUGAAGAAGAGGAGCAGACAUCAGCAAAAAUCUCUAAACAUGAACAUGGAGAAAAAAGUAGAGAAAAUAACUAAGAAAAGAAAACUCGAGGAACCAGGUGAUAUCGACAAACCCGUGCCUAAAAAACGCCUAACUACGAAAAAAAAAGAUACUGGUGAAACAUCCGCUACUCUACCGAAACCUAAGAGAAAUAUAGUGAAAAAGAGUGAACCAAAAUCAAGAAGCGCUAAAAAAGAAAAAGAAACUUUUAAUGAAAAUGACUUCGAGAAUCAAAAUAAGGAAAACAAAGAGAGCGACGAAUAUAACAAUUAUUUGAAUGAGGUUGACAUGCUGUCUUAUUUUGAAAAAAUACCUCCUUUACUAGCCCAGAAAUUUAUCAGUCUACUGUCUGAUGGAUGCACACUACCGUUUAUUGCGCGAUAUAGAAAAGAAGCUGUAAAUCAUUUAAUGCCUGAUCGACUUCAAGAACUAUAUGAUAGCUACCAAAAUGUUAUUCAACUGAAAAAGAAAGUAAAAUCUGUUUUGGAGACAUUAAAGAAGUCAAAUAAAUUGACACCAGAAAUUGAACAGAGUAUUCUGAAUGCGAAAAAUUUAUCAGAAGUGGAUUUAGUGUAUAGUCCGUUAAAAUCUCAUUCCCUGUCAUUGGCUGAGAGAGCUCGCAACUUGGGCCUAGAGUCACAUGCAGUCAAUGCACUGAAUGGAGGAUUUGUAGAUGUCAAAAAACUGUGUGAUAGCUCUGUAGAAGAGUUGGCCAGUUUUGAUAAAGUUGAAGCUCAUUUGACACAUCUAAUAGCAGACAUUAUUUAUAAAGACACAAGAGUUCUUCAACAAAUGAGGACGUUAAAAGAAGAGACCAGAUUUAUUUUACAAAGCAGCAGAACAAAAAGUUCUACAAAGGAGAAACCACAGAAUGACAAUAAAAAGCCUGACACGAAGACGGAUCCUGAGACAUACAAACUGUACUUUGAAUGGAAGUGUCCUGUGAACUUUGUGAAAUGUUAUCAAACACUAGCAGUUAACAGGGGCGAAGAUGAAAAGAUACUUUCAGUGAAAGUUGUUGUGCCUGAUUGGUUUUAUAACAAGCUUGAAAGGUAUUGCCUAACACUUUGGAAAAGCAAACACUGGGUGUGCAAAGGUCUGGGCGACGCGUACAACAGGCUAAUCAAACCGUGGCUCUCGAGGAAGGUCCGAGCCGAUCUCACCAAUGCCGCUCAGAAAGAGGCCGUCAAAACGUUCACCACUAACUUGGAGAAGUAUUUACUUACUGAACCUGUCAAGAAUAGGCCGAUAGCUGGCUUGGACCCUGGAUUCAAAGCUGGGUGUAAGGUAGGUGUCAUAGAUGCCACGGGUGCAAAGUUAGAGGCUUGCAACAUCUACCCUCACUUCCACAGCGACAAUGAUCCCGCGGCUAGCCAACUGACUAAUCUACUAUCGAAACACAGAGUGGAACUGAUCGGGCUAGGCAACGGCACGGCGUGUCGGCAAACUGAAUCGUGGUUGAAAAAACAUCACAUAUCUGACAAAAUUCCGGUCAUCAUAGUGCCUGAACAAGGUGCAUCCAUUUACUCUAUCAGUAAAGAAGCUCAAAAGGAACACCCAAACAUGGACCCUAAUUUAAUAUCAGCUCUAUCGAUUGCUAGAAGAGUGUUGGAUCCUUUAGGAGAACUAAUAAAGGUCGAGCCGAAGAAUUUGGGCGUAGGCCUUUAUCAACAUGACAUUCCGCCGAAAAUGCUGGAAACAGCUUUAGAUGGUACCGUGGAGAAAGUUGUCAGUCUGGUCGGGGUAGAUCUCAAUACUGCGUCACAGGCUAUGUUAAGGCGUAUUUCCGGAUUAAACGAGGGCCGUGCGAAGAAAAUAAUGGCGUAUCGUCAAGAAAAUGGCGGAUUUAAAUCCAGAGCGGAGAUAAUGAAAGUGGCGGGCAUCGGGAAGAUCACGUACCAGCAGUGCGCCGGCUUCCUCAAGGUGUUGGGUGGGCCGGAGCCGUUGGACACCACCAUCAUACAUCCGGAGAGUUAUACUGUUGCUAAGUCAUUUGCCAAAAAAAUUGGCGUCAACAUAAAGGAGCUGAACCAACCACAGUUUCCCCGACAAGUCGAAAUGAAGACAUACAACAUCGACUUAUCGACUAUGAGCAAAGACCUGGACGUCGACGUCAGUACUCUGGAGCUCAUUGUAAAUGCAUUCAAACAAAAAGCGUACGAGGACAACAUGAUCACCUUCUGCCGGCCCGUUUAUUCUAUGACGGUGCAGAAUAGCGAGCAGUUGGAGAAAGGGAUGUCGUUGACAGGUGUGGUACGAAACGUAGUCCCCUUCGGCUGUUUCGUUGACUGCGGCGUAGGCGACAACGGCCUCAUCCACACGAAAAACUUGGGCAACGCUAACCUGAAGCUGGGCGACAGGGUUGCUGUCACGGUCAUCUCCACCCCUAGACCGAAGAAAUUACAACUGAAACUGGACAAAAUACUUGACUGAUACUGUGACUGUGAUAAUCACUUGUAACUGUAUUUUUUCAUUAUAUUGUGUUUUAUUAAUUAUAAAGAAUUGUCAAUGUAGGUUAACUACGUUAAAUGAAAAGAAAGUUUUUCUGAAAUACAAAAAAAAAACAAAAUUCAUUUAUUUCAAGGAAAGAAUGAUGAUUUUGAAAAAGUUUUUAAAAUUAAGGCUUUUACAAGCACUUGUGAAACGUCAAGUUUGACUAUUUCUAACCAGAGGGCCUAGUGGCAGUUUGAUACUGUUACCGUCACGUAACGUAAACGCGACUUUCUAAGGAAUUGAAACAGCGCCAUCUAGUGGCACUACUGCACAACUGUUUCAAUUUCAUAUAAAUUUACGUAAACGUCAACGUGAUAUAACUGUAACUGGACAAAAUACUUGACUGAUACUGUGAUAAUCACUUGUAAGUGUAUUUUUUCAUGUUGUUGUGUUUUAUUAAUUAUAAUGAAUAACGCAUUGUCAAUGUAGCUUAACUACGUUAAAAUAAAAUGUGUUUAAAAAAAAAA
This is a messenger RNA of Bicyclus anynana (squinting bush brown), 3915 nucleotides long. Its product is annotated as S1 RNA-binding domain-containing protein 1. Gene Ontology annotation, biological process: nucleobase-containing compound metabolic process; translation. Gene Ontology annotation, molecular function: structural constituent of ribosome; mRNA binding. Bases 956 to 3388 code for a protein of 810 amino acids. The transcript is spliced from 13 exons. Lineage: Eukaryota; Metazoa; Arthropoda; Insecta; Lepidoptera; Nymphalidae. The record is from RefSeq and is a predicted model, not a curated record.